CUCAAUGGGUGGGGUCAAACUCCCACUGAACCAGGAAUUUAGUUUUGGUUUUUCAGUAGCAGUUGAUGAUUCACUGGUCUGGUCCGUAACACUUUGUGGUGCAUUCCUGAAACAAGAAGGUUUCGAAGGUGUGUUUGGCCGAACCAAACAGCUUUGGCUUCUUUUCUCUGAAGGCUGCAAAGCAGGAAAACAAAUCUCUGAUUUGACAGCAUCUCGGGAUCCCUUCUUCUAUAAGCUAAAAAUUCCACAAUGGAAAACAGUGAACUACCAAUGACGUACUUUCGACAUAAUGGCAUCAUAUUCUGUUCACCGUUACACACAGCUGAGCAACUUGAAUGGCUGAAAGAUUUCAACAUAGAUCCACAUAUUCCAGUCAUUGUCACUUACCCCAAAUCUGGAACAACUUGGAUGCAGCAGGUCAUGAGUCUGAUUUUAUGCAAUGAUAAUGAUUCUAAAAAAGAGAUGAACCUCUAUGAGAGAGCCCCGUGGAUGGAGAUAGUGCGAUUCACGUCUGAAACCACAGAUUAUCAGAUGUUGACAACACAUUUACGCUACCAAAUGGUGCCGAACUGUGUGAAAAACAAAAUGUUCAAGAUCAUUUAUGUCACCAGGAAUCCCAAGGAUGUGAUUGUGUCUUCAUAUCACUUUCAUAAAUAUAGUCGUUUCUUGGAGAAACCAAAAGAUUUUCAAGAUUUCCUGAAGAAAUUUAUUGAAGGAAACGUGUUUUAUGGAUCUUGGUUUGAACAUAUCAGAGAGUGGUACAGUCAUAAAGAUGAACUCAACAUCUUGUUUGUGGCAUAUGAGGAUAUGAAAACUGAUCUCCGGAGUGUGGUCCAAAAAGUUGCAUCUUUUCUUAAUAAAAAAUUGGAUGAAGAAACCUUGAAGUCAAUUUUGAAUCAAUGCACGAUUAAACAUAUGCAAGAAAACCCAAAGACAAACUACAAAAGUGUACCAGAGCUGUUCGACUUUGAGAGUGGCUCUUUUUAUCGAAAAGGAAUUACUGGAGACUGGAAGAAUCACUUUUUUGUGUCUCAGAAUGAGUGGUUUGAUUCCAUCUACCAGGAGAAAAUGGGAGACUUCCCUCUGAAGUUUGACGAUAUGUGACUGAUUAGACUUCAUUUCCAAAUAAUUUGUCAUUUAAAAUUGCAAACUGCGUGAUUCUCCAAUGAGUUUCUAUCGAGCUUUUCCUGAUAUAUCCUAUAAGGGCAUGCAAAGAAGUUGCAGCAACAGAAGUCUGCAUUUUAGCUUUUCAAGCCUGCUCUAUUUAAUAAAAAUGUACCUGAUCUGAUUGUCACCACAAACUCAUGUUCUUGCCCAACCAUGAUAAUCUUUCAUCCCCCUUAUUCAUGAAGAAUCCAUCCAUCCCCGACUUAAAAAUAUUCGAAGACACUGCACCCACUGCCUUUUGAUGAAGAGAAUUCCAAAUAAGCUACCUUUCAUUUUUAAACAAAGACUUCUAAUUUGAAAUUCUCCCAUACUGAAAAAUAUCCAUUAUGCAUCAAACCUGACAAGACCCUUCAAGACUUUGUAUGGUUCAAUCAAAUUAGCUCUUAUGUUUUGAAACUCCACUGAAUCAAGUCCAUCUUCUUCAAUGUUUGCUCAGGAAACCAGGCAUUGCUUUGGUAAACCUUCUCUGAACUGUUUCCAAUGUAUCCGUAUUUUUCCUUAAAUAAGGUGGCCAACACUAUAACAGUACUUGAAUAUGGCCUGACCAAUAGCCGGUAUAACUGAAGAAUGACCUUCCUCCUUUGUAUUCACUUCCCUUUGCAAUAAACAAUAACUUUUUUUUGGU
Hemiscyllium ocellatum (epaulette shark) is the source of this 1792-nucleotide messenger RNA. Its product is annotated as amine sulfotransferase-like. Gene Ontology annotation, cellular component: cytoplasm. The record is from RefSeq and is a predicted model, not a curated record. Bases 250 to 1104 code for a protein of 284 amino acids. The transcript has 7 exons. Lineage: Eukaryota; Metazoa; Chordata; Chondrichthyes; Orectolobiformes; Hemiscylliidae. Gene Ontology annotation, molecular function: sulfotransferase activity. Gene Ontology annotation, biological process: sulfation.